Molecule: messenger RNA, 573 nt
Organism: Chaetomium strumarium
Lineage: Eukaryota; Fungi; Ascomycota; Sordariomycetes; Sordariales; Chaetomiaceae
Product: retrieval of early ER protein Rer1
Exons: 4
Coding region: 1-573 (190 amino acids)
Biological process (GO): protein retention in ER lumen; retrograde vesicle-mediated transport, Golgi to endoplasmic reticulum
Cellular component (GO): Golgi membrane
Source: RefSeq, a predicted model, not a curated record
AUGGAUGCCCCGGACGAGCCGGCGACGCCCUUCAGCGCCGUCACUGCGCAGACCAACAAGUUGCAGAGGCAAUACCAAGCGCUCCUUGACCAGUCGACGCCAUAUGUCCUCUACCGGUGGAUUGGCACAGGGGCCGCCCUGGUCAUCUUCUUCCUGCGUGUCUUCUUCGCGCAAGGCUGGUACAUCGUCGCAUACGCGCUCGGGAUCUACCUCCUCAACCUGUUCCUGGCCUUCCUGCAGCCCAAGUUUGACCCCUCCAACGAUGCGCUCGACAACGAGAUGGAAGACGGCGCCGCCGGCACGCUCCCGACCAAGCAGGACGAGGAGUUCCGGCCCUUCAUCCGCCGCCUACCCGAGUUCAAGUUCUGGCACUCGGCCACCCGCGCCAUCGUCAUCUCGUUUGUGUGCAGCUGGUUCGAGGUCUUCAACGUGCCCGUCUUCUGGCCCGUCCUGGUCAUGUACUGGUUCAUGUUAUUCAUCCUCACGAUGAGGAAGCAAAUCCAGCACAUGAUCAAGUAUCGCUACGUGCCCUUCACCAUUGGCAAAGCGCGUUACACCAAGAACAGCUCGUGA